AUGACAAUGUUCAACUUCGCUCAACUAUUCAUCUACCUCGUCCUCUUUGCACUCUCCAUCGCCGCUCCAAUUCCCUCUGCAGACGCCAUCACUACAACAAAUUACACCUCCCAUGCCGCCAUUUUCAAAAACGAGACCCCCGGUCCCAACCGUCGAGGCAUAGCCUACAACAACGUCAAUUAUGUCUCCCUCUUCAAGGAUGACCACCGCCAUACAAGCUGGUGCUACAACUGGGACUCACGUCCCUACCGCGACACUCCCAUGGAAUUCGUCCCCAUGCUCCACUCCAUCCGAGACGACCAUACUGGCCCCUGGCUUGACAAUGCGAAAAGAGCUAUCUACAGCAACACAAAAGCACCAACACACAUCCUCGGCUUCAAUGAGCCAGACAAUUGCGUCGCCGGCGCCGGCGGCUCCUGCGUCCCUGUCGACGACGCCGUUGCCGGUUGGAAAAAGCACAUCCAACCGCUCAAAUCCACCAAAGGCCCUUUGUAUCUGGGCUCCCCCGCCGUCACCAACGCCCCAGACACACCCACCACCGGCCUCGGCUGGCUGCGCUCCUUUCUGGAAAAGUGCUCUGACUGUGAUGUCGACUUUAUCGCAAUUCACUGGUACGAUAUCGGCGCAAAUGUGGCAUACUUCAAACAGCACGUCAAUGCGGCGCGGGAGGUUGCGCAGGGCCGACCAAUCUGGAUCACCGAGUUUGGAGUCCAAGAAAGUGAAGGAGCAGCCAAGGGGUUUUUGGAAGAGGUAAUGCCGUGGUUGGACGGGAGUGCGGAUGUGCAUCGGUAUGCAUAUUUCAUGGCUACAGUGGGCGAAGGUUUCUUGAUUAAUGAUAAUGGGGAUGGGUUGAGUGAUCUGGGGAAGGCGUAUCAGCUUGGUUGA
Plenodomus lingam JN3 is the source of this 885-nucleotide messenger RNA. RefSeq lists its product as uncharacterized. Gene Ontology annotation, cellular component: fungal-type cell wall. The record is from RefSeq and is a predicted model, not a curated record. Gene Ontology annotation, biological process: fungal-type cell wall polysaccharide metabolic process. NCBI's taxonomy places the organism in Eukaryota, Fungi, Ascomycota, Dothideomycetes, Pleosporales, Leptosphaeriaceae.